Molecule: messenger RNA, 984 nt
Organism: Drosophila subpulchrella
Lineage: Eukaryota; Metazoa; Arthropoda; Insecta; Diptera; Drosophilidae
Exons: 1
Coding region: 138-875 (245 amino acids)
Cellular component (GO): endoplasmic reticulum
Molecular function (GO): protein-folding chaperone binding; misfolded protein binding
Source: RefSeq, a predicted model, not a curated record
ACACAUCCAGUUCAGAUUGGUUGGCAGCUGUCAAAUAAAUUACAAACCGAACACAUUUUUUUUUUCAUGCGAGAGCAAGAGUUUUAAAAAUUUAGAAUUUUUAGAGUAACGGUUUGGGAUUUGCAAAAUUUACGUGAAUGUUGAGGACCGUCCAGACCUGUGCCGGCCAACAGGUGCGCUGCCUGGCCAGCUAUGGCUCCAGGUUCACGUACCAGAGCCACUCGAUGUCGCAUCCCCAUGGUCGGAUCGAGAAUCACUACCAGGUGCUGAACGUGCCCGUGGGAUCCAGCGACCGGGAGAUCAAGAAGGCCUUCAUCGAGCUGUCGAAGAAGUACCAUCCGGAUGCGAAUAGCCAGACGCGUGACUCGGAGGUCUUCAUGAGGAUCUGCGAGGCCUAUCAGACGCUCCAUCGGCACAAUUCCCGGCAGAUCUAUGACUCCCGGCUGCGGAUGCAGCACCAGAACACAUCCCCACCGGAAACCACGUUUACGGGUGGGCAUGUCUAUACGGUUUGGUCGCAAUAUCAGUCCGCCGUGCGAAACAAGCAGAUGGGAAGGGGUUCCAGGCGGUUUGGAGGCGUAAAGACCAUCAUCUUUAAGGGAAAGGUGGUAAACAAGUGGCUGCCGGUGCGAACGACCCUGGCCGAUCUUCAGAGGUUGGGAUUUGAGGGAUCCUGGCAGGAUGAGUACUCCUUUCCCAACAGCCCCAUCUUUUACCUGUACCUAGCGGGAUUCUGCGUCGUGGGCGGACUGGUUAUAGUGGAUGUAAUCAGCCGAUUUCAACAGCAGCCAGUACCAGUAGAAAAUGAAUGCGUGGAUAUCGAAAUAGAUCCUGUGGCCUCAACAACAACACAUCCAACCAUCCAUUCUACCUAACUUUGUUUUUCUAGCGAAUCAGCGACAACUCAUGCAUAUGCAUAGGACACUGCCUUCGUUGUACUCCCUGGUCUCGUUUGAAAGAAAAAUAUAUAAAUCUGUUCGUUAA